AGGGGUCACAAUUUUCACAUCUGCUUGGGAUGAGCAAGAACAUCUGACAUUAAUAAUCCAAAAUUUUGAUAAUCAACAUCGAUCUAUUAGGCUGAAAGCUUAGCUAUGUGGAGCUACUCAACAUUUAGAUAGAAAUUUUCAAUUACUUUUCUUCGUUAAUUUCUUCAUCGUCUCUUCUAGGUAGCAACCGGAAGGAUUAAGUGAAAAACCUUAAAUUCGUGCCAUGGAUAUUAAUCUUAGGCUCCCUUCAGGAGAACAUGAGAAGGAAGAAAGAGAAGAGUCGAGAGAGAUAACCAUUAUGAUGGACGACGAGCAUAAAGUGCACAGUGAAAAUGCUUUAGGCCAAAAUAUGGCUGUAAAUACUCAGUCCGUUGAUAUAGUAGACUUUAAGGAUGACAUAAAUCUCGAACCUAUAUCGGGUAUGGAAUUUGAAUCACAUGGGGAAGCAUAUUCCUAUUAUCAAGAGUAUGCAAGAUCUAAGGGUUUCAGUACAGCAAUACAAAACAGCCGUCGUUCAAAAACAUCACGGGAAUUCAUCGAUGCAAAAUUUGCUUGUUCCCGAUAUGGAACGAAAAGGGAACACGAUAAAUCAUUCAACAGACCCCGUGGUCGACAAGUAACCAAUCAGGAUCCUGAAAAUGCAUCAGGCAGAAGGUCAUGCUCCAAAACCGACUGCAAAGCAAGUAUGCAUGUGAAAAGACGACCUGAUGGAAAAUGGAUUAUCCAUAGAUAUGAAAAAGAUCAUAAUCAUGAACUUUUACCUGCCCAAGCUGUCAGUGAACAGACAAGAAAAAUGUAUGCUGCAAUGGCACGCCAAUUUGCAGAGUAUAAAAACGUGGUUGGUUUGAAAAAUGAUUCUAAUAAUUUAUUCGAUAAAUCCCGUAAUGCGGCUCUAGAAGCAGGAGAGUCGAACAUUUUGUGCAAAUUUUUCUUGCAGAUGCAGAGUUUGAAUUCAAAUUUCUUUUAUGCAGUAGAUGUAGGUGAAGAUCAACGGUUGAAAAAUAUGUUGUGGGUUGAUGCAAAAUCCAGGCAUGAUUAUGUCAACUUUUGCGAUGCUGUCUCAUUCGAUACAUCAUAUGUUAAAAACAAAUAUCGAAUGCCACUUGGUCUUUUCAUCGGGGUGAAUCAGCAUUAUCAGUUCAUACUCCUUGGAUGCGCGCUUCUGGGUGAUGAAACUACGAACACUUAUUCGUGGAUUAUGCAGACAUGGCUGACUGCAAUGGGUGGACGGGUGCCAAAAGUUGUAAUAACUGAUAAAGACCCGUGUAUAGAGUCUUCUGUUUUACAGGUGUUCCCGUCUUCAAAGCACUGUUUUUGUUUAUGGAAUAUAAUUGGCAAGAUUUCUGAAGUUCUUAAGCAUGACAAUUUUAUGGCCAAGUUUGAAAAGUGCAUUUAUAGGUCAUGGACUGAUGAGCAGUUUGAUAAAAGAUGGUUCAAAAUGGUGGACCGGCUCGGGCUCAAAGAUUCAGAUUGGGUGCAUUCAUUAUACGAAACCCGGAAACAAUGGGUCCCAAUUUACAUGCAGGAUGUUUUUUUAGCGGGAAUGUCAGCACUUCAACGAUCUGAGAGUGUGAACUGUUUCUUUGACAAAUAUGUACAUAGAAAAACAACUGUACACGAGUUUAUUAGACAAUAUGAAGUUAUUAUUCAAGAUCGGUAUGAAGAGGAAGCAAAGGGGGAUUCUGAUACAUGGUAUAAAGCACCAACAUUGAAGUCACCAUCACCUUUUGAAAAACAUGUGUCGGUUAUAUAUACACAUGCGGUAUUCAAGAAAUUUCAAGUUGAAGUUUUGGGUGCGGUUGCUUGUAGGCCUAUAGCGGAGGCAACAGAAGAUAUGAUCGUACCUUAUAGGGUUUCAGAUCAUGAAAAAAAUUUGGAUUUCAGUGUUUAUUAUAACCAGUCAACAUCCGAAGUAUCAUGUAGUUGUCGUUUGUUUGAGUUCAAGGGUUUUCUUUGUAGACAUGCAUUGAUUGUUCUCCAAAUGUGUGGGCUUUCUACCAUCCCGUCACAGUAUAUCUUAAAAAGGUGGACAAAAGAUGUGAAAAAUCAAGUGUUAAUAUCAGAAGGAUCUGAGGUCUUGCCAUUUAGGGUUCAGAGAUAUAAUGAUUUAUGUCAAAAAGCCAUUAAAUUGGGUGAAGAGGGAUCGCUAUCUCAAGAUAGUUAUAAUUUGGCAAUUCGUGCACUUGAAGAGGCUUAUGCAAAUUGUGUGUGCUUGAAUAACUCCAAUAAGAACCUUACUGAAGCGGGAAACUCAACUGCCCCAGGUGUUUUAAGAAUUGAAGAAGAUAAUCAAAAUAGAAAUAUGCGUUCAAAUAAAAAAAAGAAUCCUAUGAAGAAAAGGAAGGCAAGCUCAGAACAGGAUGUUAUGACUGUUGGAACCCAAGACAGCUUGCAGCAGCUGGACAAGUUGAACUCACGGUCAGUGGCUCUAGAUGGUUAUUUUGGAGCACAACAAAGUAUGCAAGGAAUGGUUCAGCUUAACUUGAUGGCACCUGCAAGAGAUAACUAUUAUGGGAAUCAACAAGCUAUUCAGGGGCUGGGACAGUUGAAUUCAAUAGCACCAAAUCAUGAGGGCUACUAUGGUGCUCAGCCGACCCUUCAUAGCCUGCAUUCUUGUAUGCAGGGACAAAUGGACUUCUUUCGGUCACCAGGGUUCACAUAUGGCAUUCGGGAGGAACCCGGUGUGCGAACCACCCAAUUGCAUGAUGAUGGGUCUAGACAUACAUGAGUUUGUUUAUUUGCCAACCAAUAAAGUUUCUCAUCUACCAUGGAAUCAGAUUGAAAGGAGUACACUGGACUUGAUGGGAAUUUACAAUUUUACCUAGUGGACCGAAACAAUCACCACUACAAGGUAAAGAGGAUGGUUUGAGCAUCGUCAUCUUAUGUGUUAAGGAGACCAGAUUGGAGAGUGUUAUAUCCGAAGCUUUGUUGUAUCGUAUUAAAUAGUGUUUUCCACAGCAAGGUUGUGCUAAUACGAGUUUUACAUGAAAUGAGUAUGUUAGUAUCGGCAUAUGUAAACAUUUAGCCUUUGUAAAAAGGUGUUGUAUUACAAUUAUUAUGAUUCAAGUUAGAUAUGUAUGUUUCUUUAAA
This is a messenger RNA of Erigeron canadensis, 3090 nucleotides long. Its product is annotated as protein FAR-RED ELONGATED HYPOCOTYL 3-like. The record is from RefSeq and is a predicted model, not a curated record. Gene Ontology annotation, biological process: regulation of DNA-templated transcription. The coding region runs from base 224 to 2728 and encodes 834 amino acids. Lineage: Eukaryota; Viridiplantae; Streptophyta; Magnoliopsida; Asterales; Asteraceae. Gene Ontology annotation, molecular function: zinc ion binding. The transcript is spliced from 7 exons.